This is a messenger RNA of Lactuca saligna, 420 nucleotides long. The record is from the annotation of a GenBank genome assembly. NCBI's taxonomy places the organism in Eukaryota, Viridiplantae, Streptophyta, Magnoliopsida, Asterales, Asteraceae.
AUGCUCUAUUAUUAUCUUCCUUAUCUUAAUUGUCCAAAAGGUUUGAGUUUAAUUCAGAUUGAGCUUGAUUAUGAUGACUUUAUAGCCAUUGUAUAUGAAUGUGGUUGUGAAAUCCCAAUGUAUGUAAACCAUUUUCAUAAUACUAACAUACAUGAGUGGUUGGAUGAAGAAUCAGAUGAAGUACUUGAUAAUAUACAGGAAGAAGUGUUUGAUGAUAAACAUGUUGAUGUUGAAAUAGGUGUGACAUGGCGUGGGGAUGAUAAUAGCAACUCUUUUUUUUUCAAAAAUGACAAUGGCCUAGAUUUUGAUAUGUGUGAGAAUGUAGGUCAAGUUAAGCAUGUUGAUGAGGACAUGGGUAAGAAUGAAAUUGUUGAUGCUCAUGUUGAUUUGCCAAGUAUUUUCAAUGAAGGUGUACACUAG